AUGGACGGCCUGCACGGCGCCGACGCCUGCUUCUCCCCCGGGAGGGCCAUGUCGCCGCAGGUCCGGCCCCCCGCCGGCCCGCCGGACGUAGGCAGCCACUACUUGGCGGAGCUGUUGCAGGAGCACCAGAAGCUCGUCCCGUUCACGCAGGUGCUACCAAUCUGCAGCAAGCUGUUGAGCAACGAGAUAAUGCGGGUGACCUGCCUGCUUAAGCACCAGCAUGGCGGGGACUUUGAGAGGCUGCCGCCGAUGGCGAGUCCAAACCAGAUGCAUCAUCAUCCGUCGCCCCCAAUGCCUAAUUUCUGCGGAAAUGGUUUUGGCCCGUGGAACCACGGGGCGCAUCCAGAGAGGGUAGGUUUUCCUCAAGGACCUGUGGGUUGGCAAGGAGCACCACAAAGCCCCUCUUCAUACAUUGUCAAGAAGAUUUUGCGGUUGGAGAUACCAACAGAUACUUACCCUAAUUUCAAUUUUAUUGGCCGUCUUCUUGGGCCAAGAGGAAACUCGUUGAAGAGGAUUGAAGCCUCUACGGGUUGUCGUGUUUUUAUCAGAGGGAAGGGCUCAAUUAAAGAUCCUGGGAAGGAGGAACUGCUGAAGGGAAGACCUGGUUACGAACACUUGGAUGAUCCCCUGCAUAUCUUGAUUGAAGCAGAGUUACCUGCCAAUGUCAUUGAUGCAAGACUCUCAAAAGCACAAGAGAUCCUAGAAGAGUUGUUGAAACCAGUGGUACGCGAUGAAUCACAAGACUACUACAAGAGGCAGCAACUCCGUGAGCUUGCCAUGCUGAACUCACCGCUCCGAGAGGAGAGCCCUCGUCUAAGCCCGCAUCCAAGUCCGCACCCAAGCCCGCAUCAAGGCGGCGCUUCACCCUUCAGUAACGGUGGGAUGAAACGAAGCAAACAAUGA
Molecule: messenger RNA, 903 nt
Organism: Triticum turgidum subsp. durum (durum wheat)
Lineage: Eukaryota; Viridiplantae; Streptophyta; Magnoliopsida; Poales; Poaceae
Source: the annotation of a GenBank genome assembly